CUGGAAGCUAUUUGACCACGUGACUGAAGAGACGUUUCUAUCGCUGUUAGCAGCCAUCAUUUCACCCAAUACAAGUCUAUGCUAAAAACACAUAGAGAGAGGAUAACAGACUAGUCAUGGAUUUGCACGGGAAUAACGACUGAAAGGAACAUAUUCACUCCACUCUUUCGCCUAUGCUUUAUUUUCCGGUGAGCUUAACUAGCAGCUGCUUUGACUUGGUUUCCCAGCAACCACUGGCAUAAAAACAGCGGCCUUGGCCUCCUUAUUGGCGGAGGGGCAUAGGUGAAGGAGUGGACACUGACUGCCACCUUUCUCUGUUAUUUACUUUAUAACGAGGGGGAAUAAGGUGCUAAUAAGACCACCCAGAGCAUGGGGCAGAAGGUUCCGGGAGGCAUAAAGACUGUGGACAUGCGGGACCCGGCGUUUCAGCCUCUCAAGCUGGAGCUGCAGGCCCUGGACUACAUCAAGCCAUCCCGCUUGGAUAUGUUGUUGGACAUGCCAUCAGCCUCACAGGAAGUCCAAGUUCAGCACUCGUGGAACAACGAUGACCGCUCUCUAAACAUAUUUGUUAAAGAGGACAAUAAACUCGUAUUCCACCGGCACCCUGUAGCACAGAGUACAGAUGCUAUCCGGGCCCAAGUGGGAUACACACGGGGACUGCAUGUGUGGGAGAUCAGCUGGGCCAUGCGCCAGCGGGGCACCCAUGCAGUUGUUGGUGUGGCGACGGGUGAAGCACCGCUGCAUUCUGUAGGAUACACUGCACUUGUAGGAAACAAUAGUGAGUCCUGGGGCUGGGACCUGGGACGUAACAAACUCCAUCACAAUGGCAAGAACCAGCCCAGUAGGACGUAUCCAGCUUUUCUUGAGCCUGAUGAAACCUUUAUCGUCCCAGACUCAUUUUUGGUGGUCCUGGACAUGGAUGAGGGGACUUUAAGUUUUAUUGUUGACGGACAAUAUUUAGGGGUUGCGUUCAGAGGACUAAAAGGAAAGAAGCUAUACCCUGUAGUGAGUGCUGUGUGGGGACACUGUGAAAUCCGAAUCCGGUACAUCAAUGGACUUGAUCCUGAACCUCUGCCGUUAAUGGACCUCUGUAGGCGCUCUGUGCGGGUCGCAUUGGGAAGAGAGCGACUGAGUGAAAUCCAUGGACUGCCCUUACCUGCUUCCCUUAAGAACUACUUGCUCUACCAAUGAUGAUAGUAGUGCCUUUACUACCAUUCAAGGCAUAGUGUCCACCUGUAUUUCUCUCUGGGAUUAAUCAUCUUUCUGGCAAGCCUGUUUCAUUACAUCUUUGUUUGUUUUCGGUGCCAUUCUUGGUCACUGGGCAUGGUACCAAUAAUAUUUUUUACAAAUCAGACUGAGGACAUCUCUUGCUUGAUGCUUUCAGGAUCAAGUGUGGCAUGGUCUCUAGUUGCUUUACUCGUAUACUGGAAAUCCACCUUGAAGGCUUUCGCCGGAAUCUAAUGGCAGAUAUGAAAACAAGAACCCUUCUCCUCUCCA
This is a messenger RNA of Carassius carassius (crucian carp), 1497 nucleotides long. RefSeq names its product SPRY domain-containing SOCS box protein 1-like. The transcript has 3 exons. Lineage: Eukaryota; Metazoa; Chordata; Actinopteri; Cypriniformes; Cyprinidae. Gene Ontology annotation, molecular function: protein binding. The record is from RefSeq and is a predicted model, not a curated record. Gene Ontology annotation, biological process: proteasome-mediated ubiquitin-dependent protein catabolic process. Bases 370 to 1191 code for a protein of 273 amino acids. Gene Ontology annotation, cellular component: SCF ubiquitin ligase complex.